This is a messenger RNA of Adineta steineri, 2118 nucleotides long. The record is from the annotation of a GenBank genome assembly. NCBI's taxonomy places the organism in Eukaryota, Metazoa, Rotifera, Eurotatoria, Adinetida, Adinetidae.
AUGUUUCGGAAUACACUAAAUUUAAUAUAUGUUCAACAAAGAUUCUUAAAUGUUAUACAUCGUAAAUUUCAUAUGACAUGUCAAUUACGUUGUGGUGUUGUGUCUUAUAUUUAUAAUUCACCAUCUGUUAAUAUUCGUUCUAGCGAAGAUAAACAGCUGUUAUUAAAUAGUUUGAAUGUUUUAAAACAUCGUGGACCAGAUGGACCGCCAUCGUUAUGGCAAAAUGAAGAGAAAACAGUUGGUCUCGGUCAUACACGUUUGUCUAUAAUUGAUUUAAGUGAUCAUGGUCGACAACCAUUACAUUCUUAUGAUAAAAAAUUACAUUUAUCAAUGAAUGGCGAAUUAUAUGAUCAUGAUCGUUUACGUAAACAAGCUAUUGAAAACGAUGAAUAUGAUUUUACAAGUGAAAGUGAUAGUGAAAUUGCAAUGUAUUUAUAUAGAAAAUAUGGCUUAGAAUUUGCAAAACAUUUACGAGGAGAAUUUGCUAUUACAAUGUAUGAUGAAGAACGAAAAUUAUUUAUUGCUGUACGAGAUUGUUUUGGUAUUAAACCAUUAUAUUAUACAUAUCAUGAAAAUAAACUAUUAUGCGCAUCUGAAAUUAAAGCAUUAUUUGCUUUUGGUGUUCCAGCUAUUUGGAAUGAAGAAGUCAUUUACAAUAUCGGACAAUACCAUAGUUUACAAUCUAUAUACAAAAAUAUUCAUCAACUACCACCAGGUCAUUUAUUAGUAGCUACUGAAAAUGGUACAGUCAAUAUAUCAAAAUAUUAUGAAACAUCAUAUAUAACUCGAGAAGAAGAAAAAAAUGAGAAACGCACAGAACAAGAAAUGAUUGAUGGUGUGCGUGAGCAUCUUUUUAAUGCAGUUCGUCUUCGUAUGCGAGCCGAUGUAAAAGUUGGUAUUUAUUUAUCAGGUGGUAUUGAUUCAUCUGUAGUAUUAGGAAUGGCAACGACACUUACUGAUAAACCUAUUGAUACAUAUUCAAUUGCGUUUAAAGAUCAUCCAUUUUUUGAUGAAGAAAAGUUAUGUAUUGAUACAAAUAAAUUUUUGGGUCCAAAUAAAACUACAUCACAUAUUUUAGAAAUAACACAUGAACAAUUAGCAGAAAAUUUUGAAGAUUGUGUUUAUCAUUAUGAACAUCCAUUGGCAGGUACUAGCCCAGUAGGGAAAUAUAUCUUAUCAAAACUUGUUCGAGACAAUAAUGGAAAAGUUGUAUUGACAGGAGAAGGAAGUGAUGAAAUAUUUUCUGGAUAUGUUUUUUUUCGUAAUGAUUAUCUAUUACAUGAUCUUCCAAAUGAUUCAUCGACCUAUAUUUCAAAGAAUGAACAAGAACGCCAACAAAUAAUAAAAAUUUUGUCGUCAAAUAUUUUUAGUAGUGUCUCCGUUCUUGAUGAUAAACAACGUAUGUUAGAUUGUAUUCAAUCAAUUGGUUAUUUUCCAUCGCAUUAUCGUUCAUUUUUUGGAGUCUGGCCAGAUAUUUUUGCUCAACAGCUCAAAGAAAAGUAUAAAAACUUUCGUUUAGACAAUGUUUAUUUUAAUCAAUCAUAUCUCUAUGAUUAUCAUAUAAAAAAACAAAUGAUUAACUAUGAAAUAUCACGUGUUCAUUCAAGUCAAUAUAUUUUUCUCAAAACUAUAUUUCAAAAUAUUCUUUUGAAAGCAUUUAGUGAUACAUCAGAAAUGGCACAUUCUGUUGAAGGACGUCUAGCAUUUCUUGAUCAUCAUCUGGUCGACUACGUUAAUCAUUUACCUACAAAUAUUAAAUUAAAAUUAAAUAAUGGUGUCAUAACUGAAAAAUAUGUUUUAAAAGAAGCUGCUCGACCAUAUAUUACUAAUGAUGUUUAUAAACGAGAAAAACAUCCAUUUACUGCGCCACCAACAUUAUUAAAUCCAAAAUCAAAACUUUAUCAAUAUGUUCAUGAAACAUUAAAUUCUCAAGAUAUGAAUCAAUUGGAAUUUUUAUUCGAUAUUAAAAGAUUACGUAAAGAAUUAAAUGAUUUACAUAAAAAUCAAGAACAAAAUAAAAAGUAUUCGUUCAGCGAAUUGGCAGGCAUGGAAGGACAUUAUUUGACGAUAUGCAGUUGUUUAACUUUAGCGAAACGUUUUCAUAUAAAACACGAAUAG